Molecule: messenger RNA, 450 nt
Organism: Dinoponera quadriceps
Lineage: Eukaryota; Metazoa; Arthropoda; Insecta; Hymenoptera; Formicidae
Exons: 2
Coding region: 1-450 (149 amino acids)
Source: RefSeq, a predicted model, not a curated record
AUGCUGUCGAGAGUUAGCCUGAUCGCGAUCCUGCUGACCUUCAAUUGCUUGAUCCGCGAAAUGGAGUGCACGAGGUCGCCGGAGAAACGCCACGAGGAAGACGACGUCGUAGCAGGGAGGAGGGUCCUCAGGUACACGCCCGUUAAUGUCACGUCGGAAAGCCCACUCCCUCUCACUUCUUCCUCUGACAACGACGCCAAAGACAAGCUGGCCCAGGUGGACCUUGAGGACGGGCAUUCUAAGACUGAAGUGAAGGAACGAGACCGACCGCGGAAUCGCAAACGACGGAUGGAUCGCACGAUGAUGGCGUUGCUGAUGGCGUAUAAGCUGAAAUUCAUCGCCCUGAUACCAACGAUGAUCGGGGGCCUGAUACUCUUGAAGGGCACGACGCUGCUCGCCGGGUUCUUCUUCGCUCUCUUCGCCACCGUUCUCGGACUGAAGGUGCACUGA